CUUCCCUUUCCUUUUUUUCAAGCCUAAUUUUGCACACGCGGUGGUGUUCUGGCGCCGCGGUGAAUUGGUGGAGUUGGGGUGCUUGCUGCGCCGCGUUUUAAUUUUGUGAAAAGGGACACACACAGGCCGAUUAUUUUUUUUCUCUUCCCACCCGCCCGCCUUAUCCCCCGAACAAUCCGUGAUCAUCGAGGCCGUCUCCACUGAAAAGAAAACCACGCGAGGAUUUCACAAUGGACACAUCGUCUCCCGAAGCGCAAGUAGCGCCCGACAAUUGGGAAGACCACAGCGUGGAGAUCAACAAUGCCGAUGAAGACGACGACAUGGCUAAGUCGUUCUCCAAGCUAAACGUGGACGCACCGCCGUUCGUGCCUUCAUUCGCCACGUUACAGAUGGCACAGUUAGACCCACCGGAGAAAGGCAACGAGGAUUCUCCAUCAGACAAGAAAGACAGCGACAAGGAGGAUUCCGCAAGUAUGGACGACUCCCCAGCAGACUGGGAAUGCGUGACACUGGAGGACAGCCCUCAGGACGCAGGCGGGGGCGACCAGACGCCCUCGACGGGGGACGAGGACGAGCGCAUGGACGUCACCACCAAACCACGCAAGAAACCCCCCAAGGACGACGACCAGGGCCCUAAAAAAGAGCACAUUAACGUCGUCUUCAUUGGCCACGUUGACGCCGGCAAGUCUACCAUAGGAGGCCAGCUUCUAUAUUUGACAGGGAUGGUAGACAAGCGAACAUUGGAGAAGUACGAGCGGGAAGCGAAAGAAAAGAACCGAGAAUCUUGGUACCUCUCCUGGGCACUAGACACAAACCAGGAAGAACGGGACAAGGGCAAGACAGUGGAAGUGGGCCGUGCCUACUUCGAGACUGAGAACAAGCACUUCACACUCCUGGACGCACCGGGUCACAGAUCCUUCGUGCCCAACAUGAUUGGAGGUGCCUGCCAGGCCGACCUGGCGGUGCUGGUGAUCUCGGCGCGCAAGGGCGAGUUUGAGACGGGCUUUGAGCGAGGGGGCCAGACGCGAGAGCAUGCCAUGCUGGCCAAGACGGCUGGGGUUCGACACCUGGUCGUCCUGGUCAACAAGAUGGACGACCCCACGGUGGAAUGGUCCGAGGAGAGGUACAACGAGUGCAAGGACAAGCUGGUGCCGUACCUGCGCAAGUGUGGUUUCAACCCCAAGACGGAGCUGACGUUCAUGCCUUGCUCGGGGCUGACGGGGGCCUACCUGAGGGAGGUGGCACCCCCUGACGUGUGCCCCUGGUACCGGGGUCCCCCGUUCCUCGAGUACAUCGACAGCCUGGCCCCGCUUAGCCGGUCGGCUGACGGGCCUUUUCGCAUGCCUGCUGUUGACAAAUACAAGGACAUGGGCACAGUGGUGCUGGGCAAAGUGGAGUCCGGGUCGGCGAGGCGAGGCCAGCAGCUGUUGCUGAUGCCAAACCGGCGGACUGUUGAGGUGCUCCAGCUAUGGUCCGACGAGGAUGAGACGAAUGUCAUCACGUCGGGGGAGAACGUCAAAGUCAAGCUCAAGGGCGUGGAGGAAGAGGAAGUGUCUCCAGGGUUCGUGCUGUGCGACGUGGUGAACCAGUGCAAGGUGGCCAAGGUGUUUGACGCGCAAGUGGUCAUCCUGGAACACAAGUCCAUCAUCUGCCCUGGCUACAGCGCCGUGCUGCACAUCCACGCUGCCAUCGAGGAGUGCUCAGUCAAGACUAUCAUCUGCCUAGUGGACCGCAAGUCGGGCGAGAAGAGCAAGACGCGGCCACGGUUUGUGAAGCAGGACCAGAUCGCCAUCAUGCGCAUGGAAUGCGCUGGUGUGGUGUGCAUGGAGCCAUUCAAGGAGUUCCCCCAGAUGGGCCGGUUCACCCUGAGGGACGAAGGUCGCACCAUUGCCAUCGGGAAGGUGCUGCGGGUGGUGGAAUGACUGGGAGCAGCCCCGGAGCAGUGCCACUCUCCCGGCUCGCAGCCGCCACCACCACCACCCAGGGAUUGCCAGCAGCAGCAGCAGCAGCAGCAAGACGCCGCCAGCUCCACCAACUCACCUCGCCACCGCCCACAGCGGCACUGCGAGGGGGGCGCGCGCGGCGUCGACAGCCGGCCCAAACAUGCGGUCCGAGCAGCUGCGCCGUCGUCCGCGGGCGGAUGACCGUGGCCCCCACGGCGGUGCGCCGUCUGCAGUCGGCUCGGGAAUCGAGUCGGGCCCAAACCAGAGCGCUAGAGUCAUCAGAAGAGGGUCACUGCAGCACCGCUGUCAUGUUGUGCCUCGCUGCAUCUGCAGUGUUGGCAAGUUGCUAAAAUUUCGAAAAUAGGAUGCGUAACAGUGCGGUUUCACAAAGAAAAAGCGAAGGACAAUGUCCCUUGUCCUUUUCCAUAUCCGCCGGUUCCACACUUGCAUCGUUUCGUGCUCUUAAUUUUCCGCAUUGUAAGUUACCAGAGUCAAAUCCUAUUUGAAAGAUCGAAACCUAAAUACUACAAGCUUACAGAGAAGCACUGUCAUGCAAGUUCCUCAAUUCUGCCGGUCACACUUGCUCCAUUUUAGAGAUAGUCCACACGUUGAACCGCUCAUUGUUAGCUUGUGCCAUUUCUGUGGCUACGGAGAUGAUGUUUAUGGCAUGUACAAAUGGACUUGUAAUCGAGCUAGCUGGACUGCACUGGGUUGCGUCACGUGUAUGCCUUUGCUUCAGUAAAUCAUCGUAGAUUUUCCAUAGCAUAAAAGGAUAUUCGGUUACAGCGGCCCGGAAGACACCCCAGUCACGCAGACCGCAGUCGAUCGCUACACCGGCCAGUCGCGGCUCGAAUGACUCGGUGUAUUCCGGACCUGCAGGUUUCUGCGACUCCGGCUUUGUAGAAAAGCCUUUUCUGAUGACUCUAGCUCCGGGACCCAAACCUUUUUGCUGCGUGGUGGGAUGAGCUGCGGAAUCCUUGCACGGAAACAAACGGACAACUAUGUCGUGCAGUGGGCGCUCUCUUAGCGGCAACACGGCGCACACUGGUUUUGUCGAGGGUGGAGGUCCUCGUGGUGGCAUGUUGCGCCCUAUAAUACAGGUGGUCAAGAGUUUGAGGGGUCGCGGCAAGGUCGUGGUUGAGACACGGAUUUAAAGACGGCCGGCGUGUUCCCCCCCUCCACUUUGAAGGACCGCUAGUGAUAAGAGGUGACUGUUUGCGAGGCUGCAGUGGUGGUGCGAAUGUGGGUGCAAGCACGAAAUGCUAGUUACCAAUAAAUGAUGGCCAGUUUUCAGGGGUGUGUUGCACUUAUUUCGUUACGCUCUUCGGUGCAAAACGGAAGUUUGUAGAGUAUAGCGACAGUCUGGUAUUAACUGCCGACUACUGGAACGAAUUCAUCGCUCCUGGCCAUCGUAUCGUCUCAGCGCUUUGACGUGAUGCCUGUAUCUGGUACGAGAUGUUUGUUGGUAUGUGUGGCUGGUACCAGUUUUCCCCACCAUAGCAGCAGUAGAUAUGUGUCUCCUGGUAUUAGUCUGGUAUUUUUAUUGUAAAUUAUGGACAUCUGCAGUGUGCUGAUGUCUUUUUGUACCAGCAUGCCUACUUUUCUAGUACCGGUCUCCGGAAGAGAGUCCACUGUCCACAAAGUAUUUUUUGGGCGCUUAUGCUGCUAGGCUGUACGCCUAUUACAUUGCAGGAUCUCUGGUACCACCAUACAUACCAACAUUUAUACCCGGUAUCGGUUUAGAAUAAACUGGUACUUUUGGUCUUAUGUAUGCCCUUAAAACUGCUGACUUGUGUAGAUUUUUUGGCAACAGUGUACCUUGUACCAGUAUCGCGCGUGUUCCAGGCAUUAGUCGUUCAAACUAGCGAGUACCAGAUUCCCACUGCCAUUAGCACAGCCUGCCUAUGAAAUUGGAAGGCCUUCCCUUGGGCGAAAUCCGUGUGCACCGCAAUUCAAGAAAAAAAAGUCAAUGGGUCGCCACGCAAGUUGGCUCUACUUUGGGCUCGAUCCGACUCUCGGACCGUCUGCAGACUCUUCGAGAACAGGACAGGCAAUGCGCACCAGCCGUCGAGACGGUCGUUACCGGACGCGACCGGUCUCCAGAGAUGAUGGAGAGACGUUUUUUUUUUCUUCCUCCUCUUUUGUAUAGACUUAUGCCAAUUUUCAAUUUUGUUGCCGUCUUUCCCUGGAUUUUUCUUUUAUGACAAUUUGUUUAUACAGUUGUGUGUAGCCUCUCUCUACUCUGUUCUUCUGUGUUUUAUAUAGUAAAUAUGUACAAUUGCCUUUCCUUUGUACUUUGAAAAAAAAGUUUUUUUGUGACCACGACGCAUCAGCUGGCAUCUUUUUAUCGCUCUUUCAGUGAAGACAGUUUGGUCUAUCCCUCAGGCAAGCUGUCAACUUUAUUUGCCAUAUGGACUUUUUUUUUUUAAUUACGCAGGGUAUUUCGCAGUUCACCAUGCAUGGGUUUUGGGUUGUCUGGCAAUUAUCGCAUAUCACGGCGCUUCAUUUUCGUUUCCGUACAAGAUACGUCCAGAAUUUGUCACGCAUUGGAGGUGCUACGUGCGUUUCUCGUUUAGGUUGUCUCGUUCGCCACGUGUAUCUUAAAACAGAGCGGUGAAAGUCUUCGUUUAAGCGUUUCACAUAAUAAGCACGAAGAAAAUGUGCGUAUGGCUUUUUUUUUUUCCUGGAGGAACGGAGGAAAUACUGGUGGCGGUUGACGCACUCGUCGUGCCCUGUGUUCUUUUGUUGUCUGGGCUUGAAAAAGAUCUUCGACGGAAAGAAAUUCUUGUUUUUAUGUCUCGAGGAGAUGAUCAUGUGGUGAAAGGAAGCGGCGGGAGAAUUGUCUUUUUUUUUCCCUCCCCUUUUUGUUUUCCCCUUGAUUUUGUUGUUUUUACCAAACUUCCAAGGAAAAACUGAAAUAAAAACGUUUAUUCCAAUCAACAU
Molecule: messenger RNA, 4886 nt
Organism: Rhipicephalus sanguineus (brown dog tick)
Lineage: Eukaryota; Metazoa; Arthropoda; Arachnida; Ixodida; Ixodidae
Gene: eRF3
Product: eukaryotic peptide chain release factor GTP-binding subunit ERF3A
Exons: 11
Coding region: 231-1922 (563 amino acids)
Biological process (GO): translation
Cellular component (GO): translation release factor complex
Molecular function (GO): translation release factor activity; GTPase activity; GTP binding
Source: RefSeq, a predicted model, not a curated record